Messenger RNA from Boleophthalmus pectinirostris (great blue-spotted mudskipper), 2057 nucleotides. RefSeq lists its product as uncharacterized. The transcript has 14 exons. Bases 6 to 2003 code for a protein of 665 amino acids. The record is from RefSeq and is a predicted model, not a curated record. Lineage: Eukaryota; Metazoa; Chordata; Actinopteri; Gobiiformes; Gobiidae.
UGAAGAUGAGUGGAGUUCAGCCGAGUCUGUUCUUCGUGUCUCUGCCUGAUCUGAAGUCUCUGUGCUGUGUCACUCUGAAGCUGCAGGACGACUACGAAGAGCCACGAACCAAACAGAUCACAACAUGCAGGGAGUUGGUUCUUCUUUUCUCCGAUGUUUUGGCAGCUCCAGCCUUAGACUCCUUCACAGAGAUCACUGCAGUUAUGGCUAUCCAGUUCUUUCGCUCUGGACUUCUUCAGGGCUUCGUCCAGAGACACUGUCUUCAGAUGAUUCGUGUGGAGCCGGUUUUUCCCGGGACUCUUCAGGUCUGUGUCUCCUUCUCCCUCGUCUCCAGACUCGCCCCAAACUGGAACAAGGCCGGACUCUACCUGAUCAACGGGAGGGACUUCCUGUUGGAGACGGGGAGGCUCACAGCCGUCAGUUUGGAGUUGAGCAGCAGUGAAGGAAAACUGUGCAUGAGUGUGCAGCCGAGCGCCAUCAGACUGCUCCCGACCACCCUGGAGGACUUUGGUUUGUCUCCUGUGGUUCUGAGGAGGUUCUGUUCUGACCCGGACUCAGUGUUAGAUCCAUAUCAGACAGGAGGACCCGUCUGGUGCCACGUACUGCCCAGUCUGAAGAAAGGCCAGAUCAUCACCAUCAGCCGAAAACUGCCCACAGACGGACCGUUUAAAUCCUACAGAGAGCUGCAGAUCCACUGGGACAGACUGUACGGAUACAGACUCCCAGACCAAGAGGAGGAGCAGCUCGUCUACUGCAGCGUCUACUUCAAACUCGUGGGACCAAAUCUGUUCACGUAUCCUCUGUGCUGUAUCCGCUUGUCUCCGGUGCAGCGUUGUCCUCGUGUGGACCAGCAGGGGGCGCUCUCCUGUUUCAUGGACGACGUCACACAAACGUUUCCUGCUGUUUGUGGUUUUCCAACAAAAAUCUCAACGAAAUCGACUUUCACCACCACAACACUCAACCCUGCAUCCAGACUGACUUCGAGUCCUUUAAACCUGAGUGACUUGUCGUGCUCCAGGUCGGUUCUGUCUCAUCUGCCUCCUCCUCCUCGUCCUGGUCCUCCUCCUCCUGGUCCUCCUCUUGGUCCUGGUCCUCCUCCUCCUGGUCCUCCUCUUGGUCCUGGUCCCGGUCCUUCGUCUCUUUCCCGCUCGGUGAAGCUCUUCUUCGGGUGUCAGCCUGCUCCAGCUCCCCCUCUGUCCUUCAGCUCUGGUUUUUUCUCCUCUCAGCGUUCCAGCUCCAGUCUCGCUCCAGACUUCUCCGACGUUUUCAAACCAUCAUCGUCCAUCAACACGUUUUUCACAGUUUUCGAGGCCAGUUCUUCCUUUCCUCCUCCUCCUCCUCCUCCUCCACCUCCGCCGUUCCUGCUGGAAAAAGCCAAAUUUGUGCCGAUUUUUAGGAGCAAACCCCCGUCUCAGCUCGUCAACGUGGCUCUGCUCAAGGCCAAGAAGCAGAACGUAGAAAGACUCACGCUCCCGCCCGCUCUGAACUCCCACAGGUCCACCCACGCGCCCGCCGUCCCGCCCGCCGUCCCGUCCAGGGUCCCGACGGGCGCGCAGACGUCCCUGAACGUGAAGCGCAUCCCCACGUUCAGCCCCAAAACACGGAUGAGACCGGCGCUCAUCGUGAUUCCGGACGAGAAGGAGGAACGCCCGGAGAAAAAGUCCAAACCUGUCGUGACGUUCAACCUGGAGCAGACGGAGAAGACCGAGUCCAAGUCCAAGUCCAAGUCCAGCAGAAAGGGACCAGAAGCUUUAAAGACCAAGUCUGUUCUGAAGACCUCCACCGAAGAGAGACCCACCAAGAACCUCCAGAGAGAAGAAAAGACCAAACCUGCCAGAGCCGCCAGAGACGUGGACGUGGAGAAGAUGGCCAGAAACAACCAGCUGUCGCGGGUCAGCUCGGUGAAGAUGCUCCAGUGGCUUCGUGCUCGAGGUUUGAACGUUCAGAAACUGCCCAAAGAUCAGCUCAUGCUCAAAGUGAUGGGCUGUUUAGCCGAGAUCUGAAGACCAGGACGAGGACCAGGACCAGGACCGGGUCUGGACCAGGUCUGGAGCGGG